This is a messenger RNA of Sphaeroforma arctica JP610, 573 nucleotides long. RefSeq lists its product as hypothetical. Lineage: Eukaryota; Ichthyosporea; Ichthyophonida. The coding region runs from base 1 to 573 and encodes 190 amino acids. The record is from RefSeq and is a predicted model, not a curated record. The transcript has a single exon.
AUGCUUGUCAAAUAUGCGAUAAUUAUUGCUAUAUUGGCAACGUUUAUUGUUGUCGCAUGCAUACGGGUUGCGAUUCAUAGCCAUCGUUUGCGACACCAAAUCGUAGCACAUGAUAAAAACACACGCGCAAACGACGACGACGACGAUGAUGAAGAUGAUGAAGAUGAUGAAGAUGAAGAUAAAGAUGAUGAUGACGAUGAUGAUGAUGAUGACGAUGACGAUGACGACGACAGUGAUAGAAAGAAGGGUAAGAAUUGUACAUGUGCUAAAAAAUCGAUCAACUCCAAUUCAGACGAUGUUAGCGAUAAUAAUAUAGAUGAUGAUGGUGGUUCGACCAGUGGUUCAGGUGACUCGGGUGGAAAUGUGCCCCUCGUACCAACAGCAGAGGAGAAGGCAUGGGUCUGCGAUUCAUCCAAGAUGAAUGAUGACCGUGGCCCAAGUUGCCAGGACGUGGCAUGCGCCGAUUUAAAUGUAGAAUGCGGGGAUCAAUGGGGCGAAGACAAUGGAAAUUCAGGCGGCGUGACAGACGAACGUUGUGGUCUGAUAACAGAUAAGGACGAUAUUGCGUUUUAG